AUGUCUGAGCUUAAAUUUAUCAAAUUAAUAGGAGAAGGAGAUAAGGAAUAUAAAGUAAGUUAUGAAGCGGCCAUGGUUUCACCAGUGUUAAAAACCAUGCUUCAAAGUCCGUUUAAGGAGAAUGCUGGUAAAGUUGAUUUGACCAAAUAUUCAGGAGACACUUUGGAGAAAGUUUGUGAGUAUUUGGAAUAUAAAUUAAGGUAUCAAAAUGCUGAUGAGACUGAAGAUAUUCCUGAAUUUGAUAUUCCUACAGAACUAUCAGUCGAGUUAUUGAUGGUUGCAGAUUAUUUGAAUAUAUAA
Messenger RNA from Naumovozyma dairenensis CBS 421, 300 nucleotides. RefSeq names its product elongin C (gene ELC1). Gene Ontology annotation, biological process: ubiquitin-dependent protein catabolic process. The transcript has a single exon. The record is from RefSeq and is a predicted model, not a curated record. Gene Ontology annotation, cellular component: elongin complex. Gene Ontology annotation, molecular function: protein-macromolecule adaptor activity. NCBI's taxonomy places the organism in Eukaryota, Fungi, Ascomycota, Saccharomycetes, Saccharomycetales, Saccharomycetaceae. The coding region runs from base 1 to 300 and encodes 99 amino acids.